Molecule: messenger RNA, 1888 nt
Organism: Lucilia cuprina (Australian sheep blowfly)
Lineage: Eukaryota; Metazoa; Arthropoda; Insecta; Diptera; Calliphoridae
Product: maltase A3-like
Exons: 5
Coding region: 41-1825 (594 amino acids)
Biological process (GO): carbohydrate metabolic process
Source: RefSeq, a predicted model, not a curated record
AAAAAAAUUGUUUAAACAAAAAACUUUAAAUGGUAGAGAAAUGUUGCGACUUUUAAUAAUAAGUUCUCUAUUAAUAAGUAAUCAUAAAAUAUGUGUUCAAGGUUGCAACGGUCCAGGUGGUGUUGGUCAAUCAACAAGCAAUACCAAAGAUUGGUGGCAAACUUCUCAAUUCUAUCAAAUAUAUCCCAGAUCUUUUAUGGACUCUAAUGGUGAUGGCAUAGGCGAUUUAAAGGGCAUUACUUCGAAAUUAUCAUACCUCAAAGAGAUCGGUAUUAAUGCCACUUGGUUAUCACCCAUUUAUGUCUCACCCAUGGCUGAUUUUGGUUAUGAUAUAGCAGAUUUCUUUGAUAUACAACCAGAAUAUGGUACUUUGGAAGAUUUUGAUGAGCUUAUUAAAGAGGCCAAUAGUAUGGGUAUAAAGAUUGUAAUGGAUUUUGUACCCAAUCAUACGAGUGAUGAAUGUGUUUGGUUUCGAAAAUCUGUUAAUCGGGAAAAAGGUUACGAGGACUAUUAUGUCUGGCACGAUGGCUAUGUGGAUGAAAAUGGCACCAGAAUACCACCCAGUAAUUGGUUGCAAGCUUUUCGUGGUUCAGCCUGGGAAUGGAAUGAACAAAGACAACAAUACUACUUGCAUCAAUUUGCCGUUAAACAAGUAGAUUUAAAUUAUCGUAAUCCCGAUGUAGUGGCUCAAAUGAAACGUGUCCUAACCUUUUGGUUAGAUCGCGGUGUGGCUGGUUUUCGGGUUGAUGCUGUACCCUGGAUGUUUGAAGUUUUACCCGAUGAAAAUGGUCGUUAUCCCGAUGAACCAGUUAGCGGUAUAACGGACGAUCCUUUAGAUGAAAGAUAUCUCAAGCAUAUUUAUACUCAAGAUCAGCCAGAAACUAUAGAUAUGGUUUAUCAGUGGCAUACUUUAUUGGAGGAUUAUCAGCGUAUACAUGGUGGUGAUACUAGGAUAUUAAUGAUUGAAACUUGGUCUGCAUUGGAUUUAGUAAUGCUGAUGUAUGGCAAUAGAACAGCAAAUGGGGCUCAAAUUCCUUUUAAUUUUCAAUUUAUAGCGGGUGGUAAUAGUAACUUGAAUAAUACCGAUAUGAAGGCUUCAGGUUUUAUUAAGAUUAUAAAAUCUUGGCUGGAUAAUAUGCCGGCGGGAAGAACCGCCAAUUGGGUGAUGGGUAAUCAUGAUAGACGUCGUGUGGGCAGUCGUUAUGGUGAGAAUCGUAUUGAUCUAAUGAAUAUGUUGCAAAUGUUUUUACCCGGUAUAAGUGUCACCUAUAAUGGUGAGGAAAUUGGCAUGCUUGAUUUUGAGGUUAGCUGGGAAGAUAGUGUUGAUCCUGCAGCUUGUAAUUCCAACCCCAAUAUAUAUGAGCAAUUUACUCGUGAUCCAGAACGUACCCCCUUCCAAUGGUCCACAGCUGCGAAUGCAGGCUUUUCUACUGCCUCAAAACCUUGGCUGCCAAUUAAUCCCAAUUAUGUCACCGUUAAUGUUGAAACCCAGACGGCUCAAACAAAAAGCCAUUUAAAUGUUUAUAAGCAAAUGUCCAAACUAAGGCAAACCAAGACCCUACAAGAUGGUGCCAUAAAAUAUGGUAAUGUGGGCGACAAUGUUUUGGCUAUAAAAAGAUCUCUAGCCAAUGAAAAAACUUAUAUAUUAUUGGCUAAUGUUUUGGAUGAGGCUACCUCGGCCGAUGUCAAGGAUGCUAUCAAGGCUAGUGGCACUUUUAGAACCAAAAUAUCGAAUAUUAUUUCUACUAGAAAAGAGGGCGACUUGGUCACUUUAAAUAAUGUUUAUUUGCAGGGCAAUGAGGCCAUUAUUGUUGAAUCUGUAUAAGUUUAAUCCAAGUUGUAAAUUUGUACAUUGUGAAAUAAUUUAAAUAAAAAUAUUUAAUUUUUA